GUGACUCGCGGUCCAUUUGAAACUCGCUGGUCAACGGUCGUUGGGUAUAAAAACUCGAUCGACUGAGCCGCUCAGCUGGUCGCACUUGUGCCAGCGCCUGUACUGUCACCUCAUCCACAUUGCAUUGUCAUUGUCCAUCUUCAACAUCCAUCUUCGUCGGACAUCCAUCUCGCAAACAAGGCUCAGCCAUGUCGGACGAAAAUGGCUGUCAGCAGAGCGGUGUUGGGCAUAAACUUAACACUUCUACGACGACCAGCAAGGGGCUUUUGCCGCUGCAGCCCAUGAAAGCUGUCUCCGGCGAAAGGUCUUUCAACACUUCGCUGGGCUCGUCGCUCAACGCGACCGCAGUCAACAUCUCCACAUCCCAUACGCCCUCGAAAACCCCGAGGAAGACACCAAGCAAACAAAGCCGAAAGAAGACUCCCAGAAAGACUCCCGUGGCCGGCAAUGGGGGAGACCGCUUCAUCCCCAACCGCCACAGAAUGCAGUUCGAGCUCGCCAACUACGUCCUGACCAAGAAAGAGAACACAAGCGAGGACGGCGAAAAUGCGGCGUAUCGAGCAGCGUUGGAAGGGCAGCUAAAUGCGGAUCUGGCGAAUUUCCGCAUCAUGUCGUACAGUGACAAAGCGCCGGCCCCGCCUGAAGGUCACGUGGGAAGCCGUGUCUUGUAUAGCGCCUCGAAGCCGACCACGUCUUCCAAGAAGGCAACGAGAUAUAUCCCUAGGACGGCGGAGCGGGUUCUCGAUGCUCCCGACAUUUGCAACGACUUCUACCUGAACGUGAUCGACUGGUCUUCCAAGAACCAGCUGGCAGUCUGCCUCAAGGGGCAGCUGUACCUGUGGAAUGCGAGCACAGGCUCCGUGGAUCAGCUCCUCGAGCUUCAGGCUCCGGACGCAUACCUGUGCUCAGUGUCCUGGUCGGCCGACGGAUCUUAUCUCGCCGUCGGAACCUCCGAGAACCAGGUGCAGCUCUGGGACGUCGCGCAGCAGAAGCGCCUCCGCACGUUGACGGGCCACGCCUCGCGCAUCUGCUCGCUGAGCUGGAACGUCCACACGCUGUCGAGCGGCUCCCGCUCUGGCCGGGUGCACCACCACGACGUGCGGGUGGUGGAUCACCACGUGGGCACGCUGUGCGCCCACCAGCAGGAGGUGUGCGGCCUGCGCUGGUCCCAUGACGGGCGCUGGCUGGCCAGCGGCGGCAAUGACAACCUGGUGCACGUCUGGCCGGACUCCAUGAGCCACGGCAGCGUCACCCCGCUGCACACCUUCGUGGAGCACCAGGCGGCCGUUAAGGCACUUGCCUGGUGCCCCUGGCAGUCCAGCCUGCUAGCAUCCGGAGGCGGAACUGCUGACCGUUGCAUCCGCUUCUGGAGCUGCAACCUCGGAAGCCAGCUCAACUUCAUUGACACAACCUCGCAGGUCUCGUCGCUGCUCUGGUCUGAAGAGCACAAGGAGAUCAUUUCGGGUCACGGAUUUGCAAAGCACGAACUCAUCAUUUGGAAGUACCCGUCCAUGAAUCGAGUCGCCGACCUCACAGGGCACACCGCACGCAUCCUCAACACAAGCCUAAGUCCCGACGGCACCAUGGUCGCAUCGGCCGGAGCAGACGAGACUCUUCGCAUUUGGAACUGCUUCGCCAAAGAUCCAACCAAAAAGAAACAGGAGAAGCUCCAAGCACGGUCCAUCUCGACAAUGUUCAGACAAAGCAUCCGCUGAUGCAGAUCAUAUACGUCCAGUCCACUCUCAUGUUAGUCCACUGUCAAAAAAAAAAAAAUAGUCAUGUUUACAGAGCAUUUUGUGGUCCGGAAGCUUCUUGCUUAGUAACCCAGCAUAGAUCAGUUUUGAACAAACAUUGUCUAUAACAAAUUGUGAACCAUUGGCUUUAUGUGUAAAACAGUUGUCUUAUUUUAUGGGCAAAUUGGGAUGUAAUGAAAAUGAUCAUGUACCAUGUUAGUAUGUCCUUAGUUGAAGUGAAAAGCAUGCAUAUUUUUCACUUACAUUUUGGUCCUGUCAGCAGGGUUGCUCAACAAGAAGUGUAAUUGUGUUUGUCUUACAUUGCAGUAGUGAUAAGUUUAGCUACCUUUUUUAGUUCAUAUAUACAUACACAUGUGCAUUUGAAGAAAGCUAAGUUUAUACCUGCAUUUUAAAAAAAAUAUUUGGCCGGGCCACAAGUUCUUUUUAGUUUUACUAUGUUUGACAAGAGGUGGAAUUGAAGUUUAUCCCUCAUUUUAGCUUUUUAGCCUUGCGAUAAAGACAUCUGAAUUAUUUUAAUGUUCUAACGAGUCCAGUCCUUUUCUUAGGUGGUCAGCCUUCGACUUUGUGAAUGUCCCUGCAAUGAGGAAUUUUAUGUGGACUUAAAUAAAGUGUAUUUUGUGAAA
This is a messenger RNA of Ixodes scapularis (black-legged tick), 2377 nucleotides long. It is a transcript of the gene fzy, whose product is annotated as cell division cycle protein 20 homolog. Gene Ontology annotation, biological process: DNA replication; anaphase-promoting complex-dependent catabolic process; positive regulation of anaphase-promoting complex-dependent catabolic process. The coding region runs from base 189 to 1715 and encodes 508 amino acids. The transcript has 10 exons. Gene Ontology annotation, molecular function: DNA binding; anaphase-promoting complex binding; protein binding. The record is from RefSeq and is a predicted model, not a curated record. NCBI's taxonomy places the organism in Eukaryota, Metazoa, Arthropoda, Arachnida, Ixodida, Ixodidae. Gene Ontology annotation, cellular component: nuclear origin of replication recognition complex; anaphase-promoting complex.